This is a messenger RNA of Mizuhopecten yessoensis (Yesso scallop), 4486 nucleotides long. Its product is annotated as sex peptide receptor-like. Gene Ontology annotation, molecular function: G protein-coupled receptor activity. Bases 171 to 1253 code for a protein of 360 amino acids. The record is from RefSeq and is a predicted model, not a curated record. Gene Ontology annotation, cellular component: membrane. Lineage: Eukaryota; Metazoa; Mollusca; Bivalvia; Pectinida; Pectinidae. The transcript has 3 exons. Gene Ontology annotation, biological process: G protein-coupled receptor signaling pathway.
GUAAUGGUCCAGGCCAAGGAAUGGCGGCAGUUGUCAAGCUUUUGGUCUGCGAGUAUCCACAUCCUAGAUAAUGAUAUCAGAGAGACCAUGAACGACGACAGACGGUGAUACUAUAUUGAGUGCAGCAUAGUAACGGAGGAAGAUUUGAAAAGUGCCGUUAGCUGUUCAAAAUGGAGGAGAAUGAAAUGGGAUUACCACCGUUGAUAUAUGAUGUACCUCCGUCAUUCAACACAGCGUUAGCUAGGAAUCUCUACGGAGUUGUAGCACCUAUCAUAGUUAUUCUUACAAUCCUGAAUAAUAUCAUGGUGAUCAUCACCGUUUACUCUGAUCUACCUAAAAAGGGGUCGGCGUCUCGUAUACAGCAUGCUGCCAUCGCCUGCUGCAAUUCUCUCUUCGGAGUCGUCCAGCUUCCGGUUUAUUUUUACUUCUUUGCUGGGCAAACGUUUCCCGCCAAUGUACCCAAAGCAUGGUGUGGGGCAUUCCGGAUAUUAGGUUUCGUACUUCCGCAUAUCAUUCACACCAUCUCCCUGUGGCAGUUCGUCGGUCUUUCAAUACAGAGAUUCCUAGUGUUCCGAUUUCCGUUUUCUUGUGUCUCCUGGUAUAACAUUAGAAACAUGACAAAACUGGUAAAAAUCAUAACCUGUGCUUGUGUACUGGUUAACAUUUACAAAUUGUUUGACUUUGAACUAAUUGAUUUGGAUAAAAGCCUGGUAUUGAAUGGUACCACUUACUCUAUCGGGGAGACUUUGCCGUGUAGAGCAGAGUAUCGUUUUACUGAUGGUAGGGACGGUUAUAUCUUAUUCUGGUCCUGGUUCAUAGCUUUGAGCGUCCACAUCCUCCCGGGUGUCAUACUCACUAUGAUGUACAUGUUGUUAGUGUACGCCAUCUGUCGAAAUAACAGAAGACGCCAGAAUUUGUCGAGAAACAGUAGGAAUGGGCGACGCCUAGCGAGAAACCAAACUCUCAAAGAGUGCAGCGUACUGGUCAUGAUGACAAUGUGUCUUGUUGUUGAAAUACCAUCAGCAGUCAUACUGGUCAAACGUUUCAUUUUUACAAAAGAUGACGUCACUUCCGGAGAUGACGAGAUUAUUUUCACACAUUUCUUCCUUCUCUUAAGUUACUAUUUUUAUGUGUACAUCUAUAUUGUGAUGAAUAAUGAUUUUCGAAGAUCUUUUUUGUCAUUUUUACGGAAAUGUCAGCCAACACAGUUACGCGAUGCUAUUGAACUUCGGGUUAUGUCGACGGAUGUAUGAAUGUACGUAAUGAAAACGUUAAAUGAAGUGGCAGGACCCAAAUCGGAUCACGUUUUCAAAAAUACUUCCAAAUCAAUUAAUAUGUCAACAGUUCAGUUAUAUCAAUGAUGUAGCUUUAGAAUAGAUAGACAUGCACAAUUUUUUGUUUACAGAUGAUUCGUUUUUAAGUUCAAAUAACACAAGAAAACGGAAUUCAAACUCAAAAGUCAGUGUUUUGUUUACGUUUAAAAAAUGGCGCGUGCGACGACUAUGCAUUCUGUUUUUGACUAUGGGAAUUAACUCACCCUAUAGAAAUACUUGUUUUCAUAUAAAUUCCAAAGGUCAUCAUAAAAUGUUAAUAUGCUGACAAAAAAGUAUUCAUUUGAAGUGCAAGAUACUGCAAAAUUCAAGCCUUGAUCUGAUUUGGGUCCUGACUUUAGCAAAUACCGGAACCGCUGAUUGGUGACAUCAGAGCGUUCUAUGAUAUCUCACGUGAACCCUGGGUGCUAUUUUUUUUGUAAGAACACCCAUCGAUAGUCUUCCUUUGUUAAAACCGUAAAUGAAUAUAGUUCAUCCUCAGACUUUUCAAUAAAUGAAUAAAAUGACGGUUCGGUAAUCCGAUUUGGGUGCUGUCACCUUAGGAUAUGACGAGGGGUGCGAGACGGCAGGAGAUGUACGAGAUAUAUAAAAGGUUACAUAUGGGAGUAAAAAAACCCCAUUGAAACCAUUGUCAGUGAGUGUAAGUAUCGAUCGGCUGUAGUUGUGAAUAUCCCGGUCAGCUAGUCUCUAAUUUGUUUAACGAAGAUAAGAUUAAAUUAUUUUUUCAUUUAAAAUAUUUUCUUAUACAUGAAUAUUUUCAAAUGUGUUAGGAUAUCUAUAAAUACAUAUUAUUUAAAAUUAUGUGUCAGAUUCUCUGGUGAUUAAUGUUUCAGAGUCGGUGUACGUAAAUGUAUAAGCGUAUGGUAAUGUCUGAGCUGUCACGUGAACUGUAAUGUGAAUGUCCUUAUAUGGUCAUAUAUUAAGUCUCCAUUUCGUUAUUGUGACAAUGUCUUUAUCUUUUUCCAAACAUGGUAGUAAUUUAUCCAUAUUUUGGAAACAAAUAAAAGUAAGACAACUUACUAAAUAAAUCAUAUAUUUUGAAUAAAAAAAUCAUUUUCUGUGGAAAACCUGUGUAAUUGUUAGGUGAACAGUGAAACAGGAUGAAAUAUAUCACAGCAUCAACGCACAGCUAGAACCAGACAGGCGAUAAGUGGUGCUUCGAACGGUAGGGGUUUUCUGUACCUCAAGAUAUCUCCCGUCAAUUUCAGCAAAGCAAAGUGAUUAUAACACAUUUACAAAUGUUGAAAUGUUUCUAUUUAAAAAAAUUACUCAGCUCAAAAUAAAAGAGUAGUUAAAAAUGAUUUUUGUCUAUAAACAUGUUCUAAGAACUCUAUCUAAUUUUUGUUAACAUGUGUACAGCUAUUUUCAUUGUCAUUACCAUGUGAAAAAAAAACUUUUUCACUUGCUGCUCCUGUGCUUUAAUAGUUGUUACUAUAUAUACAGUAAUUUUAAUAGUUGUUACCAUGUACAGUGAUUUUGAUACCUGGACCAUAUGUACAGUAAUUUUAAUAGUUGUUACUUAUGUAGAGUAAUUUUGAUACCUGUUACCAUGUGUACAGUAAUUUUGACAGUCGUUACCAUGUGUACUGUGAUUUUGAUAGUCGUUACCAUGUGUACAGUAAUUUUGAUAGUCGUUACCAUGUGUAGUGAUUUUGACAGUCGUUACCAUGUGUACAGUAAUUUUGACAGUCGUUACCAUGUGUACAGUGAUUUUGAUAGUCGUUACCAUGUGUACAGUGAUUUUGAUAGUCGUUACCAUGUGUAGUGAUUUUGAUAGUCGUUACCAUGUGCAGUGAUUUUGAUAGUCGUUACCAUGUGUAGUAAUUUUAACAGUCGUUACCAUGUGUACAGUAAUUUUGACAGUCGUUACCAUGUGUACUGUGAUUUUGAUAGUCGUUACCAUGUGUACAGUGAUUUUGAUAGUAGUUACCAUGUGUAGUGAUUUUGAUAGUCGUUACCAUGUGUAGUGAUUUUGAUAGUCGUUACCAUGUGUAGUGAUUUUGAUAUUUGUUACCAUGUGUAGUGAUUUUGAUAGUCGUUACCAUGUACAGUAAUUUUGACAGUCGUUACCAUGUGACGUGUACAGUGAUUUUGAUAGUCGUUACCAUGUGUAGUGAUUUUGAUAGUCGUUACCAUGUGUAGUGAUUUUGAUAGUCGUUACCAUGUGUAGUGAUUUUGACAGUCGUUACCAUGUGUACAGUAAUUUUGAUAGUCGUUACCAUGUGUACAGUGAUUUUGAUUGUCAUUUCAAUGAUAACAGUAUUUAUGAUUGUUGUUACCAUGUGUAUAGCAGUUUUAACUGUAAUUACCACGUGAAAUAACUGAUAUCAUAUGUCAAGAAGCUUGAAAUUUAAUUAUUUUCUUGCCAUUCUUAUAGACGAAUGAAAUUUUACAUGUAUACUGUUGUUUUAUCAGUACUACGAAACUGUUUGCAUAUACUCAUUAAUGUUCAAAAGACGUAUUCCAAUCCUUAAAUAAAUUGUAUUAGGUUAUACAUUCAAUUGUUUUCAAACACAAAGCUAUGUUACCCGCUAUAUUAUGAGAAUUAUUAGAAUUUGUUGAAAUAAAAAUGAGUUGUGUUGUUAAGCUUGUUAUACUCUUGUAAGGAAACAGGAUGGCAGAAAGGCUCCUUAGGUAUAUACAUAGCAAACAAUGAAUAUAAGGGGAAUAAUACUGCCUUUAAUGGCAAGCUAGCCUUUCCCGUGAUACGGUAUAUCUCUGGGACUAGCUCAUGAUUUGAGAAACAUCGAGGGCGUUCAGUUGCUGGAUUAGUGCUCGCACGUUACAUUUGGGGGUAGCGGUGGGUUCCUGGUUUAACUGGAAGGCAAGUAUACAAGGAAGAUACAUUGGUUUCCCCAGACUAAGUCUUCAGACAAGACUUCUUGGAGGCGGGAACAGCGUAGAAGCAGAGGAAUAUUUGUGAGGAAAAUGCUGCCUUACUGCAAGCUAGCUUUUCCUGCGAUGCAGUAAUGGGAUUUGUUUUAGUUCAGUAACAUCGAGGACGCUCAGGCUGGAUCAGUACCUUCUUCACGUUAUAUUUGGUGGCAGCGGUGGGAUUCGAUCUGUGAUACCUUGCAAUGCAAGUCCUCGAUGGCAAAGGAAGGUGCAUUGGUACACAGGCAUGGGAUUUCCCAGACUAUACCUAAGGACGAAAC